AAAAAUUAUCUUUCAGAUGGUACAACUGUCAUAUCUCUAUCAUCAAUCAAUCCUGAGAAAACGUGACUGGUAUCAUGGUCUUAACUAAGGAAAAAAUAUUUUAUUCUUUUAAAAAACGGUCCAAUUGGCAUAUCAUCACUUACGACAAAAAUACCGGCUAUAUUAAUCAAGCAAUUUUGAUACAAAGGUCUUAUGUUCACAUACGUCUAUUGUAUCAACGGAUCACGUAUCUUGUAUCACGUCGAUACAAGUCACUUAAGACUUUAUUGCCAGCUACCAUAACCUAAAAUAAUACGAUUUUCGAAGCAUCAUGUUGUGUUUUGCAUGCCUCAAGACGUUUGUUUUCAAUUAGGCUAUGCUACUUUGGAUUGAAUGCUACUUUCAGUGAAUUUCUGAGUUUUAUCUCUAGAGAUGAGUGAGAGGGCGAAAAGAAUUUAUGAACUGGUUGUUCCACCAAAGACAACAAUUGAGCCUCAAGGAUUAAAUCCAACAUUGGACUCUGAUGUCAAUUCUUCACCGGCUCCUGAAUUGUCCCCAGAUUUGCUGGAUGUAGCUAAGGAUCUAGGCCUUAUAAGCUCGCCAGAAUAUGAAGAAGGUGGGUGAAUUUUCUAAAUAAUUAUAAAUAUGUUUAUUUUAGGAAAGCCUCAUGCCCAACUUUGGAAUGUUCAUGGACAAGCUUCAAUGGACAAAUUUUGAAGUGGUUUGCGCCAAAAUAUAGAUGAAGAAUUGAAGUUUGGCAGGCUCUAUUCGUUUUUCAAAAAUAAUCAUUUUAAUUGGGAGAUAUUUGAUAAAAACAUGAAAUGGCUUUCUGUGGCACUAUCUGUUGGCAUAAAAUGCAAAAUUAUUAAAUCCAUUGAGUGUUAGUUUUUUCAAUCACACAUAAAUAGAGCUUAGAAGAUAUAGAAUGAAAUGACUUCUUUAUUUUUCUGAUGUUACGAAGUUUGGACAGUAAUGUCCAAUCUACCACUCAACCACUACUUAGAUCAUACAAUUGCCAUCUGUAAAAGAUAGAAUUUCAUUGGCAUUUCAGCUGCAGAUAGAUAAAAUAGGAACUAUCUGUUGAAACAGCUAACUAUCAGCAACUAUCUGUUGAAAGAUUUCUUCUAUUUUUAUUUAGGAGAGCCACUGCAUCUUCAAACAUUGAUAAUAAUGUGUACAUAA
Molecule: messenger RNA, 1161 nt
Organism: Nilaparvata lugens (brown planthopper)
Lineage: Eukaryota; Metazoa; Arthropoda; Insecta; Hemiptera; Delphacidae
Exons: 2
Coding region: 412-603 (63 amino acids)
Source: RefSeq, a predicted model, not a curated record